CACAUUUUGUGCAUUACUUUCUAGUUUACGUGACCAUCUAUAAUUGUGAACCACCACCCACCAUGGUUGGUCUGUCCACCGCAAGAAGUACUCCGACGGGUAGCCGCCACCACCGGGAAUGGCGAUCGUGUGAUGAUGCUCAUGAAUGUACAGUUCCUAAUCCUAUGCAGGUGGCAGCGAGUUUGUCCGAUAUGGUUUUUGGGUUCUUGGAAGAGGGUGAAGGGCUACCGGAAAGCGUCAACAGUGAGGAAGAAGGGUGUAGGGAAAUUGAGGACCUAGAUGAAGAUGAAGAUCAGAAAGGAAAAGAUGAUAAUGGAAAUGUGGAGGAGGAUAAGAGUUUUUGGGAAAACCAGCACCAACUUUUGCAGGCUAGCUUAUGCAGGAGUAACUCUCUGGAAACAAGGAUUAGGAGUGCCAUAAAAGAAGCACUAAAGGAAAUACGAUCUGCAAAUACAGCCUGUGCUUGUGGCAAACCCUUGGCAACCGGUUGCCGGAAAUGCCUCAUGGGAGAAGUUUCCAGCCGCCUCCGAAAUGCUGGUUACAAUAGUGCCAUUUGCAAGUCAAAGUGGAGAAGCUCCCCAAAUAUUCCAUCUGGGGAGCACAGCUUUUUGGACGUAAUAGAAAAAUGUAGCUCAAAGAAAGGAGAGGUGAGGAUAAUGGUUGAGUUGAACUUCCGGGCAGAGUUUGAGAUGGCAAGAGCAAGCGAAGACUACAACCAGCUAGUCGGGCGACUUCCCGAGGUGUUCGUCGGAAAAGUAGAAAGAUUAAGUAGCCUGAUCAAGAUUCUUUGCUCGGCGGCCAAGAAGUGCAUGAAGGAGAAGAAAAUGCACAUGGGGCCAUGGAGGAAGCAGAGGUACAUGCAAGCAAAAUGGCUUGGUGCAUGUGAGAGGACGACGUCCACGUCACUCUUGCCGAUGGGUUUUUCCGGCCGGUUGCCAAAGCCCAAGGCUUCCAUGCUGACGGUGGAUUUGCUAGAGAAGCUGCCUAAUGGGCAUUGUACAGCAGUCGAAGUUGUGUGAUAUUGUGAAACAUAUAGAUUUGGUUCUUAAUAUCGUCAAGUGAUGAUUUGAUCGAUCAACAACUUGAAAGUUGCCUAUAUUUGUAUAUAUAUAUAUAUAUAUAGACAAUUAAAGGGAUUUUAUUUUUUUAUGUAGGAAGAAAUAACUCAUUAAUAAGAUCUGCGAGGAAAAUGGGCAAGGAAACGAUCCAAGAAAGUCCUCUUGAAGCGCUCCCCCGAGAUCAAAACUUGCAUGCAAAAGAUCUCUCUAUGCGGUCCAUCAUUUUAUCAACAACAUCAAGUCUCUUGACGGUUGGGUGGAGGAGGAUUAGAUUGGUGUGAGAGAUUUUCUCUCACAGCCAAAAAAUAAAGUUGAAAAAUAUAGCUAUAUAUGUCUUAAAUCUAGUCUGCCUAAGAGGUGCUUUAACCGCACUUGUACAUGGGUUAGUGAGAAGUUGAGGUCGUCAUAGAUAAUACUUAAUUGUAAGAUCUAUAUUGUAUUUAUGACGUUGUAGCCUCGUAGCUUUGGAAUAUGAUUUUUCAGAGUGUUAUGCUCUGAAUCUUAUUAUCAAUAAAAUUGCAAAGA
Messenger RNA from Corylus avellana, 1583 nucleotides. RefSeq lists its product as uncharacterized. Lineage: Eukaryota; Viridiplantae; Streptophyta; Magnoliopsida; Fagales; Betulaceae. The record is from RefSeq and is a predicted model, not a curated record.